Messenger RNA from Nicotiana attenuata, 1464 nucleotides. Its product is annotated as peroxisome biogenesis protein 2-like. The transcript has 8 exons. The record is from RefSeq and is a predicted model, not a curated record. Gene Ontology annotation, biological process: protein import into peroxisome matrix. The coding region runs from base 219 to 1277 and encodes 352 amino acids. NCBI's taxonomy places the organism in Eukaryota, Viridiplantae, Streptophyta, Magnoliopsida, Solanales, Solanaceae. Gene Ontology annotation, cellular component: peroxisomal membrane. Gene Ontology annotation, molecular function: zinc ion binding.
CAACUUUUUAUUCUUUCUAAUAAAGACGUUAACUGUAAUUUCUCAAAUUGACUGCGUGGUCUGAGAGUGAAGGACUAAUGUCAGUACCAAACUGAAUAGGUCGCUCGCCGGAAUCCGGGAAGCAGCCGCCGGCGACGAUUACCAAUUUCCUCAUCGCAUAUCUCUCUAUAGUUAUAAUUCAUCUGAAUAACCUCUCGCAGUAUUAUCACAGUCGAUAUAUGGAUAGGCAAAACCUAGCUUCAUCGUCCUCUCCCGAUAAUGGUGCCACCAUCAAUCAUCCCCCACAACGAGAUGCUUGGGUCAAUACCUACCGGAAUUCAAUUCCUCAAUGGCACUCUCUUGCUACCUCACAGCAGUCAGUGAUCCCAAUUUCAAUAUCCAGAGUUAAUCAGGUAGAUGCUGGCAGACUGGACAUUGAAAUGUCAGCCAUGCUAAAAGAGCAGUUGGUUAAAGUCUUCUCUUUGAUGAAGCCAGGAAUGUUAUUUCAAUAUGAGCCAGAACUUGAAGCUUUCCUUGAGUUUCUAAUCUGGCGAUUUUCUAUCUGGGUUGAUAAGCCUACUCCUGGUAAUGCUCUCAUGAAUCUGAGAUAUAGAGAUGAACGUGCAAGUGAGAUUAGAGGAAAAGUGCGAACUGGAUUAGAGGGACCCGGACUUACUGCUGCUCAAAAGAUAUGGUACUGCGUUGCAACAGUCGGUGGUCAAUAUAUAUGGGCCCGUCUACAAUCGUUUUCUGCUUUUCGGAGAUGGGGCGACUCUGAGCAGAGGUCUUUGGCACGUGGAGUAUGGCUGUUAAUGCAACGGAUGGAGGGGAUCUAUAAAGCAGCGUCUUUUAGCAAUUUACUUCUCUUUCUUUACACAGGAAGGUACAGGAAUCUCAUUGAGAGAGCUUUAAGAGCUAGACUUGUUUAUGGGAGCCCAAAUAUGAACCGAGCUGUGAGCUUUGAGUACAUGAAUCGUCAGUUGGUGUGGAAUGAAUUCUCGGAACUGCUGCUCUUGCUUCUUCCCCUUCUCAAUUCAGCAUCUGUCAAGAGUUUCCUUCGCCCAUUCUCAAAGGACAAAUCUUCAGAUUCUUCAGUAGAUGAAACUUUAUGCCCCAUCUGCCAGGGAACCCCAUCAGUUCCAUUUCUAGCUAUCCCUUGUCAGCAUAGGUACUGUUACUACUGUCUUCAAACAAGGUGCUCUGCAGCUCCAUCAUUUCGUUGCCCUAGAUGUGGUGAACCAGUUGCUGCUAUGCAACGGCAUGGUGGUUUAGUCAGCAACAUUCCUCAGAAACAAUGAUUGUUCUGCAAAAUGAUGUAAAUGACAAAAAAGGGAAGCUCAGUUAAACUAUAGAUCAAAAGUGUCCUAAAAGACAACUUGACAAUGGAACUAGCAACUAGGUAUCUAGAUUCCUUGAUAAAGCAAGUUGUUCUGCUUUAUUGAGUGCUUUAAAUUUUUUAUUAGUGUGGUUGUCCCUUUUCCUUUA